GCCAACUAAAAUUGCCCAGGUGGUUAUUUAUCUAGUUUUGUAAAGCUGUGGGGUGUUAAAUAACCGAUUUUGAAGGUGGGGAGGUGAAGUAGACCACCCUGUAAAGGUCAGGGGGUUAUGUUGACUAUUUCCAUAUAUUCAUCUACAAUGGGUUCUAUGUUUUUACUUUUAGUUUGUUUUGUUGCAUUUUGUUAUUGCAUGAACGGUUCAACCAAAAAACUUAAGCUGCUAGAUAUGUAUGCAAUUCACUUGUAUUUCAACACUCCCCCUCACGUCGAGUUUUUAUUAGGCCUCAGACGUGGAAUAGGAGCAAACAACAAUUAUUUUAUUUAAUUGCACUAACCAGUAUUUGAAUUCGAGACCUUUAGCUUUGAUACCAUAUCGAGUUAUUUGUACUGGCCAGUUCAACCCAAAAGUUUAAGAUGAUGGAGAGAGGUGUGCAAUUCACUCGUAUUCCAACAAUUGUCACCGGCUAAAUAUGGGCCACCAUGAUAGGCCAAGAGGGUCGAGCGAGGCCUAGCGCUAGGCCUUGGCUAGUCGUGGCCUCAGCUUGGGCGUCGCCAAGGCCCUAGGGGCGCAUGCGAUGUGGGGUGACGAUUGAUGCCCCACUGGUCUCCUCCCACUUGGGAGAAUUUGGAAUAUAUGGAAACUUGAGAUAAUUCUGGAUUAGUUUGGAAUAAAUAAAAUAGAGAUUGGUUUAGAAAAUAAGAUUGAGUUUGUUUAGGAAUUAGGAUUGGUUUGCAUGGAAAUGAGUCCAUAUCUAUAAGGACACCUUGGAAAUCAAGUCCUAUAUGGAAUAUAAAUAUAAGGACUCCAUGGAAAUCAAGUCCAUAUCUAUAAGGACUCCUUGUACAAGGUGCAGGAGCACUUUGUCAAUGUUGACUCCUGCUUGAGCAACAUGUCAUGGACCAACGAGGAUGUCGACGUCGCUGAUAUGGCCAAGGAAAAGCUAGAGCGCGAGGCUACCACCACAAAGCUCGAGGCAGAGACUAAGCAUGCCAUGGAGACUGUUAGACGUGCCUUCCUCAGGAAAAGGCAACGAGAUCAACAUCCUCGGGCAUCCCUAAGAUCAUGGAAGAAUCUCGAAGUCCCUAAUGCGUGAGGCUACCUGAUGGGCCGAUCUCGAAGUCCCUACGAGGAAUGGUUUGAACGCUGCCCUCGAUCAUCAGUGUGAGUUGUGUCAGGUGACGCAAUUGACGUGACUUUUUUGAGUGGUGGGCCCAUUUAUUAUUAUUUUUGUUUUGGGUGUAUAAAAAUGGGGUAUCCAGGGUUCGUUUUCUAUGUGCUCUCAGACACCCUGUUUCUCGAACAUUCCCUCUCCCAUUCAUGUGUCGCUCACCGCCGCUGUCACAGUUGCCCCCGUCGCUCGAGUGUGGGCGCUUUCGCCGUUCGACAGCGAUGCCACCGGUACGUGAUGUCGUCUCAUUCACCGUCGUCAUCUAGUGUGGUUGCGGCGGCACCAUCGCCGACAAACACUACCGUGUCUGGCUCGUUGUCUGAAGCUACAGUGAGCGUGUCACGCCAUCGGGGGGAUCAGGCGUUGGCCAGCACAUGGCAGAGAACAAGAACGUGGAAUUCGAUCGGUCGCAGAUUUCCUUAGGGCGAGUGAAAGAAUUUCAACAACUUGGUUAUUUCGGAGCAGGGACUGACUGUGUCCUUAGGUCGGAGACAACACUAGCCCCGGAAGGCGAAGUGGUGGUAUUCGAAGCGUUUUUCUUUGCUGGCCUCCAUCUGCCAUGUCACCAGUUUGUGGUCGAAGUCCUGGAUAAGUUUAAGUUGCAGUUGAAUCAGCUUACGUUGAAUGCUUUUGUGGAGCUAGCGAUGUAAAUUAUGUUGAAUUAAUGUGGGCCUGGCCCAUAUUAAUAUUCAAUAAUAGUCAAUGCUAGAGGCCCACUUUAAUGCUACGGUGUACUAGUACUUUAGUACCAUACCGGAAGUUCAAAGGACAAUUCACUCAACUUAAAUAGGUAGACCAUUGGUGCAUUUAUUGAGAAGCUGAGAAAAGGAUGAAGGACUGCUACAAGCGCGCGCCGCCUGCCGGGCCGGGCUGUGGUAGAUCGGACCUUGGUCCGAAUAUUCCUUUCUAACGGUUGCACAUUUUGCCUAGAGUGAUGACCGUCCAUUACUGUCGUACGUUACUGGUCGUUUCCUGUGUUAUGGCUAGUAACGGACGAGCUGUAAUGGCUGUUAGGUAGUAACGGCCGUCACUGAUAGCGUCAGUUUCUAGCUGGCUGUAAUGGUAGCUCUGAUGGCGACCGUUACUGUUCGUUGGCCUCCCUCUGCGCAUGUAUAUAUACGAGGGGAGGCUGCUUCUGGUUACGAGAGAACGCACGUACAGUCUUAGACGCGUUGCACACAUUCAUUCCCGUCCCACCUUAUGCGAGCACAGACAGUGUGGGAGAGCAGGCCUCCGAAAUCGUCGUCCGCAGAGCGACACUUGCACGGGUGUGCGGGCGAUCAGGUUUUUGGGGAGCGUACUCGCGACUGCUCGCUUCGUCCGCUCAACCAACGCUGAUCCAGUUCUUCAUCGUCGGCGCCAUUCGUGGGACUGCACUGCAUACAUCUACCUGCGUCGACUGCGUACGACUACAUCGACCAUACACACGAGAUGUCUCGUGUGAAUAGAGUCACUGAUGCCUUGAGCAUCGGUCCCUCCGCAGGGUACAUUUUGUUUUUAGUAAUUGUGCAUGUUUUACUAUUGUUUACUACUUAUAUGAGUAGUGAUACCCACAUGCAUAUACAUGUCGUCACAUACAUCACUGGAUUAAAUUAAAACUGAAAAUGCCUAUUUGUUCAACAAUCCAAAAACCUGAUAUUAGACAUUUUUCUGUUAGUGGUUUUGCUGCUGCGUUAAAACCAAGUGAUGAACCUUUUGAUGGGACAUUUUAUAAGAGGUGGCGUAGUAAGAUGAUACUGUGGUUGACUGCAAUGAACUGCUAUCACGCUGCACAAGGGAAACCCGAACAGUUCACUCCUGAGGAGGAGAGAAUGUUCGACGUUGCCGAUAACCUGUUUCGAGGUGUCGUGAUUGGUGCACUUGCCAACAAGUAUGUUGAUUCUUAUCUAACGUGCACAUCUGCAAAAGAGUUAUGUGAUGCAUUAGAUGAGAAGUUCGGUGUUUCUGAUGCUGGUAGCGAGCUGUACAUCAUAGAGCAGUUGUUUGACUACAAGAUGGUUGAGAACCGUCCUGUAGUUGAACAGGCUCAUGAAAUACAUGCACUGGCUAAGGAACUCAAACAAUUCCCAUGUGUCUUGUCUGGCAAGUUCGUGGCUGGCGGUAUUAUCGCUAAGCUGCAACCUUCUUGGACGGAUUUUGCUACCACUCUAAAACAUAAGAGACAAGAGUUUAGCGUGGCUGAGCUUAUUGGGUGUCUUGAUGUUGAGGAGAUGGCGAGAGCAAAAGACACUCGUGGAAAAGGAGUUGAGACCUCUAGUGCCAAUAUGGUACAAAAGAAGAACUCCAAUGUGUCACAUAAUAAUAAAAGGAAGAACAAGCAACAGAAUGCCACGAAGCCCAAGCAGGCAACCUCGUUUAAAAAGAAGAACAAAGGAGCUGGUUGCUUUGUUUGCGGGAGUAUUGAAUACUGGGCAAGCGCUUGUCCAGACCGCAAAUUUAAGCAAGAGAAAAAACCAGCUCAAGAGAAGAAAACAACAAACAUGGUUGUUAGCAAGACCGCAGAAGGAACAUCGAGUGCAAAGGGGCUGGAGCCUUGCUAAUGGGGAACGGAUCACAUGCGCGUGUUCUUGGUGUUGGUACAGACAUUCUGAAGUUUACUUCAGGAAAUACGGUGCUAUUGAAGAACGUGCAGGAUGUCCCCUCAAUCAAAAAGAACCUUGUUAGUGCCUCGUUGCUAUGUCGAGAUGGCUAUAAACUUGUGUUCGAGUCCAAUAAAUGUAUAAUGUCAAAGUAUGUGACAUUUGUUGGAAAAGGCUAAGGCAGUGUAGGCUUGUUCCGCUUAUCUCUGCAUGAUGUGUGUAAUAAGUCUGUGAAUAAUGUAAUUUCGAACGAGUCGUAUAUUUGGUAUUCACGACUUUGUCACAUCAAUUUUGGUUGUGUGUCGUGGUUAGCAAAUUUAAAUCUAAUCCCAAAAUUUGAUUUAGUCAAAGGUUCUAAAUGUCAGGUGUGCGUGCAAUCUAAGCAACCUCGUAAGCCUCGUAAGGCUGCGGAGGCGAGGAACUUGGCACCACUAGAUUUAAUACAUUCUAAUUUAUGUGAGAUGAACGAAAUAUUGACUAAGGGAGGCAAACGAUAUUUUAUUACUUUUAUCGAUGAUUCUACUAGAUUUUGUUAUGUGUAUCU
Molecule: messenger RNA, 4300 nt
Organism: Zea mays
Lineage: Eukaryota; Viridiplantae; Streptophyta; Magnoliopsida; Poales; Poaceae
Exons: 2
Coding region: 2782-3717 (311 amino acids)
Source: RefSeq, a predicted model, not a curated record